AGUCUAUGAUUUAUGAACAAAAGCGCGGGCAAUUACCAUAGGUAAAGAUAAACAUUACUUGUUAACACCAUAUGUUAAUGUUUUGUUAAAUGUUAUCUUAAAGUUGUCGUAGAAUUAAUACUUCUAUUCGUUUUUCAACCAAAAUACCUUAUAUUUAGUAACAACUAAUUUCUUCAAACAUGCUUCAACCAGUAAUGCACGUAUUAAAACAAAAACAUAUUAUCUUAGCAAGUGGCUCUCCCAGACGAAAAGAGUUGAUAGAAAAUAUUGGCUUAAAAGUAAAGUUGUGCCCAUCCUUAUUUAAAGAGGAUUUGGAUCCUGAAAAUUUUCAAAACUUCUCAGAGUUUGUCGAAGAGACAGCUUUACAAAAAGUCUUAGAGGUUGACAAUCGACUCAAAACAGAGGGUGCAGCAGCUGAUGUUAUUAUUGGUGCAGAUACUAUGGUGACACUUGAUGGUAAAAUGUUUGGCAAGCCAAUUACCCAAGAAGAAGCUUUUGAUAUGUUAUCAAUGCUUUCUGGACGAGGUCACACAGUAUAUACAGGAGUGGUUGUCAAAUCAUUAGAGAAAACAGUAAAAUUUACUGAAAAAACUGAUGUCUACUUUGGUAAAUUAGAUGAUGAACAAAUCCGAGGAUAUAUUGCAACUGGUGAACCAAUGGACAAAGCUGGUGGAUAUGGUAUCCAAGGAGUUGGUGGCACUUUUGUAGAGCGUGUGGAAGGUGAUUACUUUACUGUUGUCGGCUUGCCCCUUUACAGACUUUGCUCUAUACUCUAUGACAUGUUUAAAGAGGUUAAAUAGUUUCAAGUCUUUGUUUUUAUUUAAUGCAUUAUAUACCAAACAAUGUUACCACUG
Molecule: messenger RNA, 854 nt
Organism: Pieris napi
Lineage: Eukaryota; Metazoa; Arthropoda; Insecta; Lepidoptera; Pieridae
Product: dTTP/UTP pyrophosphatase
Exons: 4
Coding region: 180-800 (206 amino acids)
Molecular function (GO): nucleoside triphosphate diphosphatase activity
Source: RefSeq, a predicted model, not a curated record